Messenger RNA from Aspergillus versicolor CBS 583.65, 3133 nucleotides. RefSeq lists its product as uncharacterized. The record is from RefSeq and is a predicted model, not a curated record. Lineage: Eukaryota; Fungi; Ascomycota; Eurotiomycetes; Eurotiales; Aspergillaceae. The transcript is spliced from 5 exons. The coding region runs from base 422 to 2830 and encodes 802 amino acids.
UUCUGAAUCGCCAUUGUGCGAUACCGGUGGUCGAGAUGGUCUCGGCAGCAACCCGGGGCGACAAAAUUAACCUGAUGGAAAGGCCUGUUCUUUUGAGAAUCCGAGUUUAUCCAAAAGAAAAAAAAGUUAUCGGCCUGGAUCUAGCCCCACAAUUUCCCUUCUUUAGUCACGUGUGGCAGUGACGGGCACCAGCCACAUGUUUGCGCCUGAGGCAGAAUACAAAGGCGGUGACGCCUACUAAGAGCAUGCAUGUGACGUGUGGUUGGGUGGGAAAGAGUCAGAACAAUAACCUUGCCAUAAUCAAUAAUUCAGCUCUAAUUUUAGUCCUUUGUCGUUAAUAGCAGUUACCUUCGUACGCAUUUCAGCGCCUCAAAUACCUCAAAUUUUAUUUAGUUUCGGUGAUGUUCUUAUUGCAGCUUCCAUGGCGUCCACGGGUCCUCGCAAGAGAGUAAAACCUAGCCCUCAAUCGCCUGAGAUCUCCUCCCCGAACGGCGAACGGUCCAAUUCGAGAGGGAGCCUAUGGUAUCCAAGCGUCUGGCCGUCAAAAGCGGCCCCUGUUACCGAGGUUGCCCGUGAGAGCAUUUCGAUGGCCAAGCCCAACCCAUCCAACGCCGCGUCUGUAUCUACACCUCAACUUGACACUCCAAAACAACAACGACAUCCUUCUCUUCAGCUUACAAAACGAGUGGGCGGGUCGGCCAGAUCCCUCCCCGCCAACGCUACAACGACCCGCAUCAACAUUGCUUCAGAUGGUUCCACAUCGGCCCCCGCAGAGAACCACGAACCGGACCGUGCUUCGCCAGGGAAAACAACUGAUAAGGAGGCAUCAAAUGAUAAUAGCGGGAUAGAUACAGUUGGCUCAGAGGAAUCUCAGUCGGAUGCAACUGGCCAGCCUGCGAACUCAGACAACGCGGUCCCGGCUGUAAGUCAACCUAGUGGAUGGCUUUCAUGGGUAUACACACCGUUCGCAAGCGAUAAACCUACUCCAAGUGAACCUACCCCAGAGCAAACACCGAAACAGGCGCCAGGGCUUGAAUAUUCAACUGUAGAACAACCUUUACAAGAAACGACACGAGACCCUAGCGCAAACGACCCAAAUAAUUCGCCGGAGGUUACGGAAGUCGCGCCCGCGUCGCAAAAGCGCUCUUGGCUUCAGAUGUGGUACGGAUCAUCCCCAUCCAAAGGGGCCGACAAGCCUAAGGAUGAGCCAUCCGUGAACACAGUAGAACAGAAUCCUCCUACUCCAACCGCAUCACCUUGUCCACAAGAAGAACAAGAUAAUAGAAAAACAGACAGUGGCUCAGCUACUCCGACUAGUACGGGAAACAGGGCGUCUGCCUGGUCUUUCUUCUUCAGAGAUUCCGCCAAAGACACCAUACAGGGAAAACCGCAAGAGGCCCAAGCAGCCGAAGCCACUAUAAGUCGGGAUGUGCCUCCAGAACAAGUGGCGAGUGGCCCGGAGACUGAAACCGGACAAAAGCCACAAAUAAUCAACAAAGGAAGCGUUAAAAUCAAAGCUCCCCCUAGUGAUCUGUCGGGACCAGACACUGCUGUAUCACAGCUACCAAAUACUUCAGAGGCCCCGGUUCCGAUUCCGGUUGCUCCUGAGGCCUCUAAACAGCUGCAGAAGAUUAUACCAAACCAAGUUCUCCCGCAUUUUAAAGAUACAUUUGCUUUCCAGGAUAGACCGACAUUGCUCCAAUCGAUCGGUCGAUUCCUCCACUAUAACAAGGAGGCCAAUAACCAACACGUCUAUAAGGUCCCUCAUCCCCCGCGCAUUAAAAGGGCUUUGGCAAUAGGGAUCCAUGGUUACUUCCCUGCCCCUUUGAUACGAAGUGUCCUUGGUCAGCCGACUGGAACAUCUGUUAGGUUUUCCAACAUGGCCGCUGAAGCUAUACGCAAAUAUACGGAAGACAACGGAUACACUUGCGAGAUUGAGAAAAUCGCCCUAGAAGGCGAAGGGCGCAUCGCCGAACGAGUGGAUCUGCUUUGGAAACUACUUCUCAACUGGAUGGAGGAAAUAAGGCGCGCUGAUUUCAUUCUGGUUGCGUGCCAUAGUCAAGGGGUUCCGGUUGGAAUCAUGCUGGUUGCUAAACUUAUAGCGUUCGGUUGUGUCAACGCCAAUCGAGUUGGAAUCUGUGCUAUGGCUGGCGUAAAUCUUGGACCGUUUACAGACUACAGGUCUAGAUGGAUCAGCGGCUCUGCUGGAGAACUAUUCGAGUUUGCUUUGCCGUACAGCCAAGUCUCCAAGGGCUACGAGUCCGCUUUAAGGACAUGUAUAGACUUCGGAGUACGAAUCUCCUAUGUUGGGAGUAUCGAUGAUCAGCUCGUCUCGUUAGAGUCGUCCCUAUUCUCCCCUGUGUCCCACCCAUACAUAUACCGAGCCGUCUUCGUCGACGGCAGGGUUCACGCCCCAAGUUUUGUUUCACACUUGGUUGGAUUCGCCCUCAAACUCCGCAACCUCGGCGUCUCAGACCACGGUCUCAUCCGCGAACUCAGCUCUCCACUUGCAGGUAGUCUCUACACAGGAGAAGGCCACUCCCGACUUUACGAUGACGACGCCGUAUAUCGACUCGCAAUCGAAUUCGCCCUCGAAACAUCCCCUGUCUCAUCCGCACCCCUUAACAUAAAACGGAGUCACCCACCUCCUGCAACAAACCCAUAUAUUCUCCCAUUUGCUAUGCGUGGUCUCCUCGAAGAAGAAUAUGUGCGACACGAAUUAUACAACGAAACUAUGGAACUUUUGAAGCAGUUCGAUGACUGGAAGCCCACGAGCAAAGUCCUAAAAGAUGUCAAGUUCCGCUUAGAAGGCAUACGCUCUAAACUUUGACUGAAAUCAUAUACUUUGGGAAAGUUGAUGUUUUGCUGGGUUGUAUCCAAUUUUUUAUCAUGAAUAUAUAAACUAAUAGAGUAUGAAAUACGUUAUCUUCUAAAGUGAGGGAGCAGAACUUUGAAUAUCAAUAUAAGCAAAAACCGAUAGAUCUACGCAUGACCCGCUUAUGUACACUCCGGAUGGAUGCAAAUCAAUGUAAACCAACUCAGUAGUGGGGUAUAUGACAACCAAGAAAAUAGGUAUUAAUAUAUAAUAGCUUCGAUCAUUACUAGCCUAGCCCCAUUUGCGAGGUCUCAAUAU